This is a messenger RNA of Botrytis fragariae, 198 nucleotides long. RefSeq lists its product as uncharacterized. NCBI's taxonomy places the organism in Eukaryota, Fungi, Ascomycota, Leotiomycetes, Helotiales, Sclerotiniaceae. The record is from RefSeq and is a predicted model, not a curated record. The coding region runs from base 1 to 198 and encodes 65 amino acids. The transcript has 2 exons.
AUGUCGGCGUUCCCACAUUGGUCACUUGUGCCAAGCGGCUCAUGUACGCCACUUGACUGGUUGCACAAAGCUAGUAUGGUAGCACUUCGGCCCUUUCUGUUGUACUUGCUGUGUUUAUUUGGUGUUGUGAGCAGUAUCAAAAUCUCGCCUGCAUUUAACCCAGCGAAGCCGCAGAUCGUUCAUCAAACCAAGCCAUAG